CGCAGCAGCAGCAGGGGCAGCAGCAGCCGUCGCCGCAGCAGCAGCAGCAGCAGCAGCAGGAGCAGCAGGGACAGGAAUCCGAGAGCAGCAUGGAGGUGCAGCCGGAGCUGCUGGUGGCCGAGCCCGUCCCGCCGCGCGCCGACUCGCCGCACGAGCUGAACAGCACCGGCGGCGACUUCACGCCCCUCUUCCACGAGUCUUCCACGCCGGAGCAGGCGGCCGGCGCCGAGCCGCCGGUCUCGGACCCGGCGCGGCUCGUCGACAACUACAGCUACCUGACGUCGCAGGGUCUGAUGAACGGCUCGCCAGAGACGGGCGCCGCCGAGCGGCAGCCGCCCAGCCAGCCGGCCGGCCAGCCCAGCCCGUCGAAGAAGGCCGAGGCACCGUCCGCCGCCGCGCAGGCGACGUCGGCGCAGGAGGCGUCCAACAACGGCCCGGUCUGAGGUGGCCCUGCGCCGCCGUCGCCGCCGCCGCUGCCGCCGCCGCUGCCGCCGCCGGCGGCCCGCCAAGCAAUACCGGAGCGGCGCUGCUGUCGAUUACUAUGCUGUGAUACGCCCCGCCUCCUGUGCCCGAGCCGCCCCGCUCCGGGCACUUGUCCUG
This is a messenger RNA of Pollicipes pollicipes, 600 nucleotides long. RefSeq lists its product as uncharacterized. The transcript is spliced from 4 exons. Lineage: Eukaryota; Metazoa; Arthropoda; Thecostraca; Pollicipedomorpha; Pollicipedidae. Bases 90 to 443 code for a protein of 117 amino acids. The record is from RefSeq and is a predicted model, not a curated record.